Messenger RNA from Cuscuta epithymum, 1287 nucleotides. Lineage: Eukaryota; Viridiplantae; Streptophyta; Magnoliopsida; Solanales; Convolvulaceae. The record is from the annotation of a GenBank genome assembly.
GUGAUAAUAAAAGUGUAAGUUUUAAUUAAUGAAAAUGCAAAAAAUGGGAAUACUUGUUUCCAUCAUCCAAUGGAUCAUUUUCCACUUACUUGUAACUAGAUAAUGAACAAGUGGAUGGUGAAAACAAGUAUUCCAAUACAAAGCCAUCUUUUCUUUGGAGGUUAUGGAUGAAAGAGUUUGAAGGAAAACUAUAACAUGCUUCUAAUGAAUUAUACACUUCGGUGUGGGAAAAUAUAAUGAGUAGUAUGACAAUGUUUUCUGAUAUUCCACCAUGGGUGAUGGUCUGUUGAAUAAUCCUACCAAAGAAGAAGAUUUUAAACACAGAACAGAUUAUAAAGAUCAUAUAAACUCAUUUACAUCAUCAUCAUCAAAAGCUGUAAUCCGAUUUAAAUGUUGAUAUCCUCUUCAAACCCAAACCCAAACCCGAUUUAUUGCCCUCUUCUUCUUCUUCAUCCUCAAAAGCCGGGUGCUUCAGAAUGUAGCUCAGAAGCUGGACCCCUCUCAGCGCGUUCGUCAACGGCAAAUGCCCCUCCGGCACCUCGUCGCCGAGCUCCCAAUUGAACUCGUCCGGAAACGCCCGGUAAUUGUACUGUUCAAUCUCCGUCUCCAGCUUCUUCAUCCACCCGAUCUUCUUGAACAGAUCCGUGAAGUCUCCGUUCACCUUCUUCCAGAUUCUCCUCUGUACACUGUACCCGAAUCUGCCAUUGCUGUGCUUCCGCCAGAGGGAGUCGAUUUGCCGGAGGUCGGAGUCCGGGAUGAACUGGACCUCCGAGAAGAACACGUACCCGCGCUCCUGUGCGUCGUCUCCGGCGAGGGCGAUGAGCAGCCGGCGGGUCUCCUCGUCCGCUUGCCGGAAGUUCUGGGCGGCGAGGUGGCGCUCCAGGACGUCGUAGGACACGGAGGUUUGAGGCGGGGAGGAGGGCGGCGUGACUGUAGUCGUCGGAGUGGCGGGGGAAAGGUUGAAGUUGAAAAUGCCGCGCGGAAGGGCGGCGGCGGAGACGGCUCCGGCGGUUCUGGUGGUGGGUUUGAGGAAGGAGGAGGAGUCAGACAGGGGAUGGCGCCUUAAUGUGAUGGGGUGGCAGUGAUGGUGGUGGUUAAUGGACUUUAAUGGAUUAGUAGCCAUUGUUGGAUUUGUUUGUUUUUGAGAAGCUCUGAGAUCAGAGGGGUGAGGUUAUAAUCAAAAGUUGAGAGGCAAGAAGGAUUAGAGGAGGAGAUUUGGAACAGAGUAUGGUGAGUAGACUAGUGAGAUAAGGAAUGAGUGGGCAAAAUACAAAGGAAGGAUGUGAU